CUCCUCCCGCUCACAGCCCUCGCAUCCCUCCUAUCCCUCGUGAGCGUAAUUUAACACCACGCCGGCAGUGGAUCUCCACCACACGCUACCGCUAUGUGCAUGGUUGUUACAUUCUGCGGUAUCCACCACGCCGCCUGGGUGACACGCUACCCUGGGCAGCCAGGGCAGCCAGGGCAGCCCGCACCCGUUUGCAGGCCCUGGUGGAGGCUUGAUUGAGCGAGGCACGAGGUGAUUGCCGUCGCUUCUCAGUCUCGACCAGUUCUGCCUUCAGCACAAACCCCCGCGCGACCUGUCAUAACCAAAUCUUAUGCGAACCGUCACAACUGACGUGCCUGGUCCGCUCAUUUUGAUUUUCUCGCCCUUCCAGCCUGCUAGCCUGCCAGCCUGCCAGCCUGCCAGCAGGGCCGGGGAGACAUGUCGCCCGCGACCACACGAGCAUUGCCUGCUUGCUUCUGCUCCAACUAACGGCAACAAAAUCCCUGCACCCGCUCCCUUCCCUACCGAUACCCAGAGUCAAACUCUUAGAUUAAUUGGCAAGCAAUCUUUUGCGGAAUACUACUCUGGCACCUGUGCCCUCGCCGCCCCGUUCCCUCUUGUCCGUGUCAGCUUUGCUCCCCGACUGCCAUCGCCAUCGCCAUCGCCAUCGCCAUCAGCACUCACUAUCCAUCCAUCGCAAAUCUCCCGCCCGCCCGCCUGGGUCGCCCGGGCCACAAUUGAACCCUCGCCGUCGCCGCCACUGCUGCUGGCGAUCGCACCCCACGUGCCACUCGCCAGUCCAGGGCCUGGACCCACCUCCACGCAUGCCUUAAUGACAGCGGUAUCCUCACCCUUAAUAUACCUACCCAUCUAUUCCCAGCUUCCUCGACCCUCCUCCCGUCCUGACCCCUUCUCUUGUUCUGUUCUGCCCUCUUCUUGGGUCUCGGCCCCAUCUUUCUUGAGUCUCGGGGAAGUUGUGUGUGUGUGUCCUGGGCUCGCAGUCCUCAGAUGGAUCCGGGGCAGGAACUCUGCUCUUUUCUGUCGGACCUUGCCACAAACCGCCCUUCCCCCGUCGGUGCCACAGCCGUGGGCGCACCGAGACAUCACGCCAGGUACGAGAGCAGCACUCGGAGGGACCCUUGGGAGGCAGGCUGGGACGGGGCGACCGGGCUUCCCGGCAGCCGUCAUUCACAAUGGGCGGUACCACCAAGUUCAAGUUCCCAAUUCCGCAUCGGCGGCCAAAGGAGAAGACGCACGAGGUGCAGAGCAUAUCCGCACCCAUGACCAACAAGGCCAGCAAGCUUCUCGGGGCCGCCGAGAUCAACAUCGACACGGCCUCGCCCAUAUCCAGCACCAGCGACCAGUCCAGGCUCUGGGAGACACACUCUGCCGUCUCGGGCGUCAGCGGCAUCAGUGUGACCAUCUCGGAGACCACGGCCUCGGGCAGCAUCUCGAGAUCCCGCUCACCACUGAGCACCGUCAAGGAGAGCCCAACGGCUGCCCCCGCCAGGACCAACGCGAGGCUGACUUGGGAGCAAGAGUCAGACAUAAUACCAAGGGGCCUGGGGGUUGGCGACAGCAACGCUGCCCGCAGCCACAACCCAGACACCACCACCGAUGCUUCGAGUCUGAGGCGCCGCCGGUCAAGCUCCACCAUCAUCUCCUACUACGACAAGACGAAGCUACCCCUGUCGAUAUCUCAGCAGACGGCCAACUCGGCAAUAGCCAAGGGUCUGCCGGACAAGGCGUGGGAGCUCCUGGACAUGGACUCUCCCCGGCCCGCGCCCGCGCCCCCGAAACCUGAGCGGAAAAAGCCAAACAGGUUGGAUCUAACACAUCUCUUGCCCAACGCAGGGGCAUCGUCCAGGAAGGCUUUCACGAGACUGACUCAGAGGGGUAGCAGCAUGGUACUGGGGCCCGACCUGAUGACACGAUCGCCAUCCUUCAUGUCCUCGUCCUCUCCGGUCUCGUCCCCAUCCGAAUGCGAACCAAAGCCCGAAAAGGGCUUGCGCAGGAAGCUUACCAAGGAGAGCCUACGCAGCCUGAGAGGCCCAAGGCCGGAGCGCGCCAGUGUAUCAGGCCCCGAAAUCAAGAACGCAAAUCUGCGCAAGCGGGCAACCGACACGGGCACCCUGUAUAAUCUGUACCAGCACUACGAAGACACUUCAUUCCGCGACACGCCGGGUGGCGAUAUCGGACAGCCGUCUUCGGGGCAGAGUGCCAGCGCUGCCGAGCCAGCACCACCUUCUGCCUCGCGGCCCACUGUUCGACAGAGUGUAUCCAUAGCGCCACCACCCCUCAACAACAAGCCCCGGCACCACGUCUCACCAUCCUUGUCUGCCGUCACACGCCAGGCGUACAGUGUGUUGCCUCAGGACCAUACCCAUACCGCAAUGUCGGAUCCACCGGUCGCCGCAACGAAUGCGGGUUUGGCCUCACUUCCAGCUGAAUAUGCCGCCAGUGUGUCUAGCAGACACACCCGGACGUCCAAGGCUUCCAAGAGGACGGACCAGAGCUUCACGGAUUUCGAUCCUAAUACCACUAGUGUGCUGUCUCUUUCGUCUGACUCGGAGGACGACGACGCGGAACCACCGAGGACAGCCCUUUCCAUACCCAGCGUCACCUCUCUUGAUAGCGUCUCUAGUCCCCUUGACGGUCGGAGGCCGUCAAGUACCUCUUCGCAAGAGCCCGUGCGGAAGCACCCCAAGAGCAAGUUUCGUCCCAGCAUGAAUGCCCAGGGGCAAUUCCUCGCCAUUCCCGAAAACAUGAUCAGCACUACCACGACCCCGCCACCUAUCAAUCCACGUACCAGCUCGCUCGUGAGCUCAUUCGUGAGCGCAACAAGCCCCGGCAGUCCACAGCCGGGAGCUGCGCCUUCCAGCUCCACCACAGCUUCUUUGGUUCGAUCGCCAUCUCGACUGUCCCAGGUAUCCACUUCGACAUCUGAGUCCAUAGCGAGCCAGAUCUCGCGACCCCAUCCUUCUUCAGCUCACCUGGCUGGUCCAAGACAAGCCCCCGAGGUACAUCAUAUUGCCAUGCUGCAAUCCCGCGCCGUUCCGACAGGAAUCGGUGGUCACCACGGUGUGGUUGCUGCCAAGGAAAUUAAGCACAGCAGUCCCCGGACCCGCAUGUCGCCUCGAGUGGGCCAGCCCACUCCACCAAUGAGCCCGUCGGGCAUGGAGCACGCGUCUCAGAACCAUCACGGCGCGGCCCCGGAGCACGGUGGACCAAUCUUGACCCUCAGCAGUACAGGCAGCUCCGAAGACGAACGGUUCAUGGCUGUCACGCGGCAAGAGGAGCUACUUCUCGCCGCUCUGAGGGCAAAACGGGCACGCAUGCGUGAGAGCCACCAGAUUGCCGAACAGAUAGAUGCUGAGCUGGACAACGGGCAAGAUGGUAGGAAGGCCUUGAAGAAGGAAUCGCUUUCCAGCAUCAAGACAGUCAAGGCACAAGCUCUACAGCCACCACCGGCCAGCCUCCACGCGUCUGGCACCGCCAGUGGCCGGAGCGACCAACAAAGUGACGCGACGACAAUGCUGUUCCCGAAGCCACCUUCUACGAAACCGAGCUCAAAACGCCCCCACAACUCAGGCGCCAAGGCUGGCAAGCACGAGCAGGUCUUGCUUUAUCUCAGCGGCACAACGAGUGAGGCACACGGGUUGGAAGAGUCCAACCCCGAGCUGCGCGAUUUCCUCGCAGAAAACAUCGAGCGGUUCCAUCCUCCUGAAAGCUCCUCGACAGCCACUGCGAGCACGUCGAAGCCCUCACACAGCUGCGCCUCGUCGGCUGCAGCUGUGGCCGGCUCUCGAAUGCACCCGAGGGCCGCUCGCCAGUCGCGAACAGACCACGGAUCGACCAAGAACCACUUCAGGCAUGCAUCUGAGUAUGCGCACAACAAGACAGGUCAAGACCCACGUGACGCUCCUCACCACAAUAUCACGCCCGUCCCGGAGAGGCCUGAGUCGCCCUCCAGCCACUACGAGGAGGAUUCCCAAAUCGAACAGCAACCUGAAGAGCCACGGUCUCGGGCAAGAAAGAAGGCCGCAAGGAUCAGUGCCGUAGGAAUGCUUCCGGAAUGGGGCGAUGACGGCUGAGUCUCUUGACCAGAGCUCCCUGCAGCAGCAACAACACCCCUCGCUGUCUUUUCAUUUCAUCAUCCUGUCAAUAUCUAAUUUUAUUCAGCAUAGCGGAGCAAUGUGUUCGAAGAGGCUUUCAUUGAAGAUUAUGCGAGUGGGGUUCCACAGGAAGACAUUAUGAGCACAGGCGUUUUAUUGUAUAUGAGGGCAUAUAUGUAAACAUGUAUCACUAUGUUUUCAGGCGACGACGUCAUGCGGGCGAGUUCAGAAGGCAGAUGUUGCUUAUGAUCUCCUUCUUUGUUUUGGAUGGGCCCGGAUCAAACGGCGUACUCAUGCGACAAGGCGGUUUUGUUGGCGCGAACUCAUGAUCGUGCCGUGCACAUGCAUGUGCGCUGGCAAGUCACGAAGGUCAAGCCAACACCUAUUACUUACCAUAAGAUUUAAUGCGACUACCACUAAUGCAC
This is a messenger RNA of Diaporthe batatas, 4516 nucleotides long. RefSeq lists its product as uncharacterized. NCBI's taxonomy places the organism in Eukaryota, Fungi, Ascomycota, Sordariomycetes, Diaporthales, Diaporthaceae. The record is from RefSeq and is a predicted model, not a curated record. The transcript has a single exon. The coding region runs from base 1170 to 4070 and encodes 966 amino acids.